UGCCAGCCUGGAUGGGAGGCUGUUUGGACACACUGAUUACUCACCAGCCUCCCCCUUUUGUCUGCCAGCCCAGCCUGACUCCUUGAGAUUGUGAAUAGCUCCAUCUCGCCUGGGAAAAUUGCUGAACGACUGAACCAGUCCGCUCCCGGAUUUUCCGACAGGCCUAUGCUGCGGCUGGAGUCCUCCUCUGGACUGGGGGGCUGCCUGCCCGUGCUCCUGGCUCUCCUUGGCAUGGCCUGGGCAGAGGCGCAGCAGCCCCAGCUGCAGGAGGAGCAAACUCCAAUGCCCGGAGCCCUGAGCAGGAAGGAGAGUUUCCUGCUCCUCUCACUGCACAACCGCCUGCGCAGCCAGGUGCAGCCCCCUGCGGCCAACAUGCGGAGAAUGGACUGGAGUGAGAACCUAGCCCAACAGGCUCAGGCCAGAGCGACCCUCUGUGGUGCCCCGGCCCCACGCCUGCCGUCCACCCACCGGGCCACUCCACAAGUGGGCUGGAAUGUGCAGCUGCUGCCCAAGGGCUCGGCAUCCUUCAUCCACGUGGUGGGCCUGUGGUUUGCAGAGGGCCAGCAGUACAGCCAUGCGGCAGCUGAGUGUGCCCACAAUGCCACCUGCACCCACUACACUCAGCUCGUAUGGGCCACUUCAAGCCAGCUGGGCUGUGGGCGACACCCCUGCUCUGGGGGCCAGGCGGAGAUGGAAGCCUUCGUCUGUGCCUACUCUCCUGGAGGCAACUGGAAGGUCAAUGGGAAGACAAUUGUCCCCUACAAGAAGGGCGCCUGGUGUUCACUCUGCACAGCUAGUGUCUCGGGCUGCUUCAAAGCCUGGGACCAUGCAGGGGGCCUCUGCGAGGUCCCCAGGAACCCAUGUCGUAUGAGCUGCCGGAACCACGGACAUCUCAACAUCAGCACCUGCCACUGCCACUGUCCCCCUGGCUACACGGGCAGAUACUGCCAAGUGCGGUGCAGUGAGCAGUGUGUGCACGGCCGGUUUCGGGAAGAGGCAUGCUCCUGUGUCUGCGACUUUGGCUACGGAGGAGCCCAGUGUGCCACCAAAGUGCACUUUCCCUUCCACACCUGCGACCUGAGGAUCGAUGGAGACUGCUUCACGGUGUCUUCAGAGGCAGACACCUACUAUGGAGCCAAGAUGAAAUGCCAGGAAAAAGGUGGAGUCCUAGCCCAGAUCGAGAGCCAGAAAGUACAGGACAUCCUCGCCUUCUACCUGGGCCGUCUGGAGACCACCAAUGAGGUGACUGACAGUGACUUUGAGACCAGAAACUUCUGGAUAGGGCUCACCUACAAGACCGCUAAGAACUCCUUCCGCUGGACCACCGGGGAGCACCAGUCCUUUACCAGUUUUGCCUUUGGGCAGCCUGAUAACCAGGGGUUUGGCAACUGCGUGGAGCUGCAGGCAUCAGCCGCCUUCAACUGGAAUGACCAGCGCUGCAGAACCCGAAACCGUUACAUCUGCCAGUUUGCUCAGGAGCACAUUUCCCGGUGGGACCCAGAGCCCUGAGGCUGAGCCACGCCUCUCCCCUGCCAAUGGGCGGGGACACCAGCCCUGCCUGCUUGUCUGCCUACCUGUCUGGAACUAGGGCCAGACCAGGACCGCAAGCCCACCAUCCAAAAAGGUCUCAGACCUUGCAGGAAGUAGGAUAUGGAGUUCGAGUGAGGCCAAUAGGGAGCCUGGCAGAGGGGGAGGGGAGCCUGGGGCCCCUCAGCCUGCUUUUGAUUGGGAAGAUGAGCUUCAAUCAGGUUCUGAAACAGCAGCCAGGUCCAUAGUCAGAAGAGACCACUCUCCUCCAUCUGGGCUGGACCCUCUGGGGCAGAUGGAGGUUCCUUGCUGCCCAGGAAGCACCCCACAAAAGAUUAAACCAAGUUAUGAAUCA
Molecule: messenger RNA, 1882 nt
Organism: Pteropus alecto (black flying fox)
Lineage: Eukaryota; Metazoa; Chordata; Mammalia; Chiroptera; Pteropodidae
Product: C-type lectin domain family 18 member A
Exons: 12
Coding region: 166-1509 (447 amino acids)
Molecular function (GO): polysaccharide binding
Source: RefSeq, a predicted model, not a curated record